GCGGCUCGUGCUGGAGGCGCUGGGCGGGGCCCGGCCCCUGCCCGGCCUGGUGCGCGGCCUGCGGGACAGCGGCCAGAACCUGCAGGCCCUGGGAGGCCUGAUCGGGGCCACCAAUGCCCGGCUGGGCACCCUCAAGACACGGUUCGAGGGGCUGUGUCUGCUCUCCCUGCUGGUGAGUGAGAGCCCCACGGAGCCGUUCCAGCAGCACUGCCUGGGCUGGCUGCGUGCCCUGCAGCACCUGCUCCAGUCCCAGGACCCUGCCCCCACCAUGGCGCUGGGGGCGGCCGUGCUGCGGGACCUGCUGCUCUACUCCUGCCAGCUGCCCGAGCUGGCACGGGACAUCGCCACCAACCACAUCCCCGGGCUGCUCACCUCCCUGCUGGCCCUCAAACCCGAGUGCCAGCUCUCGGCUCUGGAGGGCAUCAAGGCCUGCAUGACGUGUUACCCGCGGGCCUGCGGCUCCCUCCGGGGCAAACUAGCUGCCUAUUUCCUGUCCCGAGUGGACGCUGAGUCGCCCCAACUGCAGCAGCUGGCGUGCGAAUGCUACGCGCUGCUGCCCUCACUGGGCGCAGGCUUCACCCACGGGCUGAAGCACACGGAGUGCUGGGAGCAGGAGCUGCACGCGCUGCUGGCCACGCUGCACGGCCUGCUGGGAAACCUCUACGAGGGCGCCGAGACCGACCCCCUGCCCUACGAGGGCCCAGGCGUGGAGCUGCUGCUGCCUCCGGCGCCGCCCGACGGGGAGACCAACUUCAUCCUGACCCUCUGCAACCGCUUCUCCGGCCUGGCCAAGUGCCUGCAGCUCCUGCUGAGCAGCGAGUUUGUGGCUCCCGUGACGGUUCCAGUCCAGGACGUUCUGGAUCUCGUGUGCCGGGCUCUGAACAUCUCCAUCAAGAACAUCAGCUGGUUCGGCGACGGGCCCCUGAAAAUGCUGCUGCUGCCGUCUGUCCAUCUGGAGAUCCUGGAUGUGCUGGCGGCCCUGAUCCUGGCGUGUGGGGCCCGACUGGCGCGCUGGGGCAGCGUUCUGGGCCGGCUCUUCCCCCAGGUGCUGGGUGCCUGGAGCAGCAGCAGGGACUCGGUGCCACUGGGCCAGGAGAAGCCCUACAGCGCCGUGCGCACCCGGCUGUACCAGGUCCUGGAGCUGUGGGUGCAGGUGGGCGGGGCCGGCGCGGGGGUGCUGCAGGGCCCCCCCCCACGCAGCGAGGCCCUGCUGGCCCACCUGUUGAGCGACAUUGCACCCCCCACCGACAGCGUCAAGCUGAAAGUGGAGCGCCCCGGCUCGGAGGGGAAGCCCAGCGCCCCCAAGAAGCCGAAGCUGUCGGAGGGGGGUGACGCCCCCUCCCUGCACCGCAAGCAGGACCCCAUGGCCAACAGCGACGUCUGUAAGGCGGCUCUGCAAGUGCUGAGCCGGGCCAUCCUGCUGGGAGGAAGCCUGGUCAAGGAGGAGACCCACAGGAGGCUGCAGGAGCUGGUGGUGCCGCUGCUGCUCCGCCUGGCCCAGGGGGACGUCCCCCCCGGGAGCCCCUAUGCCAGCCCGGCCUGUCGCCACCAGCUGUACCGCCUGCUGCUGGCCCUGCUCCUGGCACCCGCGCCCGCCUGCCCCCCACCCCUGCACUGCGCCCUGAGGGCCUUCACCCUGGGCCAGCGGGACCCCAGCCUGCAGGUGUCGUCCUUCUGCGCCGAAGCCCUGGUGACCUGCAGCGCCCUGGCGCGCCCUCGGGUGCCCUCCCUGCAGCUGCCCUUCCCCGGCCCUGCCCCCUUGGCCGGCCCCGCCCCUGCAGACCUGGCCACCUCCCCCUUCCGCCAGGCCCCGCCCUUCCCCGCCCCGCCGCCCGCCCGCCCCCCGUCCGCCAACCACCUGGGGCUGGCGCCGCCCCGGCUGCCCCCUUCCGCCGCCCCUGGCCUGGCACUGGCGGAGGAGCCCGGGGAGGCGGGCGACCCCCGGGUGCUGGCCCCGUCCUCGCCCGGGGGCGCGGAGGAGGGGGGAGCGGGGCUGGGGGGCAAGCCCCGGCGCCCCGUCUACGUGCACUACGAGAAGGAGGAGGAGUCGGACGUGGAGAUCUCCCUGGAGAGCGACUCUGACGACAGCGUGGUCAUCGUCCCCAAGGGGCUGCUGCCCAAGCCCCCCCCGCCGCCCCCGCCGCCCCCCGAGGAGCCGCCCUCCGCCGGCGAAGCGCUGCCCGGCCUGGGCGAGGAGAACCCGGCCGUGAUCAACAUCAACAGCAGCGAGGAGGAGGAGGAGGAGUUCCCGGAGGACGAGGAGGAGGAGGAGGAGGAGGAGGAGGAGUACUUCGACGAGGAAGAUGAGGACUUCGACGAGGAGGAGGAGGAGGAGGAAUUUGAGGAGGAGGAAGAGCUGGGGGAGGAGGAAGAGGAGGAGGAGGAGUACGAGGAGGAGGAAGGCCUGUCGGAAGAGGAGGAGGAGGAGGAGGAGGAGGAGGGGGCCCUGUCGGAGGAAGAGCGGGCGCCUCCCGCCCCCCAGGAGCUGCCGGCCGCGCCCGGGGAGCCGGACGAUCUCAUCAUGGAGGUAGAGGAGAGCCAGGCCCCCGCUCCGCUGCCCGCCGAGGAGGUGGAGGAGGUGGUGGUGAUGAAGGCUAGUCCCCCGCCCGCCCCGCAGCCACCGCCGCGGGAGGAGGAGGAGCUGCCGCCCACCCCGCCCCAGCAAGCCAGCCCCCUCCAGGCCCCGCCUCCCGCCCCAGAAGAGAUGGGGGAGGAGCCCCCGCUGCUGGAAGCCCCGCCCCCCAUUCUGGAGGAGGACCGGCCCCCCAAGGAGGAGGGGGCACCCCCGGCGGGGGAGCAGGGAGAUGGCGCCGGAGAGGGGGCGCAGCCCAGCCCCGAGCGGGAGCAGCCGGCUGUGAAGGCAGAGGCAGAGGCAGACGAGACGGAGACUAUGCUGGCUGACUUCAUCGACUGUCCCCCGGACGAUGAGAAGGAGCCCCCCGAACCCGGCCCCUAGAGGGUCACCCUGAUUCACCUGCUCACCCUGGGAAUCCCCUCAACCAGGCCCCCCCCUCACUGUGUGUCCCGGAUGGUUCAAUAAACACCCCCCCCCUCCA
Gopherus evgoodei (Goodes thornscrub tortoise) is the source of this 3056-nucleotide messenger RNA. It is a transcript of the gene PELP1, whose product is annotated as proline, glutamate and leucine rich protein 1. Gene Ontology annotation, cellular component: nucleus. Gene Ontology annotation, biological process: rRNA processing. The record is from RefSeq and is a predicted model, not a curated record. NCBI's taxonomy places the organism in Eukaryota, Metazoa, Chordata, Testudines, Testudinidae.